This is a messenger RNA of Brassica napus (rape), 1898 nucleotides long. RefSeq lists its product as uncharacterized. The transcript has 2 exons. Lineage: Eukaryota; Viridiplantae; Streptophyta; Magnoliopsida; Brassicales; Brassicaceae. Bases 265 to 774 code for a protein of 169 amino acids. The record is from RefSeq and is a predicted model, not a curated record.
UCUUGCAGUUACAUAGUUAAUAAGGUCAUGAUUUCGCCUAUGAUAACUUCUUUUUCUGAAUGUGUUUGAUAGGGCUCAAGAGCAAAUUCUCUCAACAAAUGCAAACUUCUGGAUUUGUGUGAUGAUAGUGUAGUUGUUGGUGAAGGGCGUUGGCAGACAAAAGAACCAAAAGCAUUGGUUAAUGGACUUCCUCUAGGACCUAAAGCAGUUAAAGUAUUCUUGGAUGUUGUACACGAGCAUGAAACAUAUUUAUGGAGGCCUACGAUGGAUCAUUCCUACCUGGAGGACUGCUUACAUUCUUUUAUGUCAUGGCCUGCUAGCAAAGUUGUCUUUGACAAUCCACCAGAAGCAACAAGAGGACAAUCUCCUACGGGUAUGAAAGUUACAUCGGUUGGUUAUAAGUCGCCUACUGAUACAAGUGGUAGAAAAGGUGCAAAAUCAGGAGCAACAACAUCAAUUCAUACUGAGGAGUCUCCUGCAACUGAUCAGUGUCAGCUUAAGCAUGGAUCUCAGACAAUGAAACAGAAUCAGAAGUGCAAAUUGAUGGACAUUGGUGAGAGGAAACAAGUUGUUGCUGAAGGUCGUAUCCAUUCAACAGACCCAACUCAACUGGUCCACUUUGUGCGCUUGGGGCCGAAAGCAGCUAGAGUGUGGGUAGAUGCAGUGCUCGUAGAUGAUGCAGAAGUUUGGAGGAAAUCAGAUGAAAUAGAGAGUUUGAAAGAUGCACACGGUUCAUCAAUUGCAUGGCCAAUUGAUAAAUUGGUCAUAUUUUAAGCUGCUGUAAGUAUUAUGUUUUGUGUGUUUAAACCUGCAUAUGUAAUUGCAUAACUGAUCAGAGUUUUCAUUGUUGCAGCAGCUAAGGGAAUGAAGAACUUAGGUCCAGAUUUAGCUAGUGUUUAAGUUAGGCUAAUGAACUUGAUGUAUGAUAUUAUUGCUUAUGACUUUGGUUUGUGUUUUAGAACUGCAUCAGUAACACUUAUGUGUAAUGACUUAUGUAUGUCAAACUUAUUUUAUGAAAGGGUUAGUUUGUUAUGAAGUUUCUGCUUUUUUUAUUACAAAUUUUCGAAAAUGCAAAUUCAUAGCUCGUGAACAAAUAACAAUAGCUAAAAAAAACAGUUAUGCUUGUAAAGCAUAGCAUUAAAUAUUUCAUAUAAUGUAAACUAUCAUAAUAUAUUUCUAAGCUAUUAAAAACUUUAGUAAAGCACUUAUCCACAGCAAUUACCAAAAUAAGCUAUUGCUAUUGUAGACGUCGCUACCAUGGCACGCAAUACGUAUCAUAAUCAAUUUGUAACAAAAAAUAAUUGUGCCGUAGAUUCAUUAAUAACAUCAGCUAAUUAAUGCUAUCGUAAACGAACAUUUCGUAGCAUCAAAGAAAAACGCUAUUGUAAGGGGGCUACAUAUGAUGGCUGCCGUAUACACAGCAGUUGUGAAUUCGCUAUCAAAACUCUAACAUAGCAUAUAACCCGCGCUAACAAUGAGCAUUUUUCUUGUAGUGUCCAUAGCAUAUUGGCUUACGGAAAUUGGAGUAAGAUCUAUAUCAUUGGUAGGACUGAACGGUUGCACGGUACAUAUAUCAUCUAAGCAAAGGACACUGUCAUUUUAUUGUCUCUAGCGUCUACAAAAAAAAGUAAGCAUAUAUAAACAAUAGAAGGAGAAAAAACUCAUAAUCUCUCAAAAUAAAGCUAACCGGGGUGUUGUGGGAUCUUGUUGCAGUCACAAUGAAAGAAGGAUUUGAAAACAUCAGCAUACACAGUAACACAAAAAAAUUCAAAGGUAUAAUGAAUAAGGAUGAUCUGUGCUAUCUUCUAUAAUGUAUCCAAGAUAAGCAUAUCCAAUUGUCAACAUUUUGAUAUUGAUGCGUGAUCCAAAGGCAAUCUGAGAUAUCAUCGUUGAGAAUA